Messenger RNA from Stylophora pistillata, 2080 nucleotides. Its product is annotated as sphingosine kinase 1. Gene Ontology annotation, biological process: sphingosine biosynthetic process; phosphorylation. The record is from RefSeq and is a predicted model, not a curated record. NCBI's taxonomy places the organism in Eukaryota, Metazoa, Cnidaria, Anthozoa, Scleractinia, Pocilloporidae. Gene Ontology annotation, cellular component: intracellular membrane-bounded organelle; cytoplasm; membrane.
CUAGAUCCCUCAACCCUCCGCAGUCCAAGGGCUAGUCGGAGUGGAAACAGCGAGCGGUCAACCGGCGAAGCAGGAAAAUAGUUUGAAACUAGUGCAAAUGACAUGUCAUCAUGACGGAUGUCGAGACAGAGAUCCUCAGGGGACAGUUUGAACUGCUGCCAACCAAAAGAAAAAACUCUGUGAUUCUUUCAAAGACACAUUUCAUUUACAAUGGAGGCAGGGAUGACUGCUGUUGUGUUGGGCAGAAUCGUACUACGUCAAUAGUUACAACGAAAGUGGUUGACAUUUACGGCGCCAAGGCGUACCAAGGGCCUGAAGGCGAUACUGCUGCUUACUUUCAAGUUUAUUCUUGUCCUAGGUAUGAAAAGAAACGAGUAAGACAAAAAGUCUGUUUUAGGGUGUCUUCCUCUGACGAAGAGUGUAACAAAACGAAAGCGGAACGAUGGGUUCGAACUAUUUUAUGGUUAAUCAAAGAUCCGGAAAGGAAUUUGAGCAGCGAACAAGAAGAGAGAACUGUGCCGGCUGCCCGCAAACUGCUGAUACUUAUCAACCCAUUUAGUGGAUCUGGGAAAAGUUUGAGAAUCUUUCAUGAACGUGUGGAGCCAAUGUUGACUGAGGCAGAAUUAGAAUUUAAUGCCAUAACAACAGAAUAUGCUGGUCAUGCUGGAGAGAUGAUUUUGUCUAUGAACCUUCUUGAUGUUGAUGGGAUUGUUAUUUGUUCAGGAGAUGGCUUAGUGUAUGAGGUCAUAAAUGGUCUGAUGAAACGUCCUGAUUGGGAAGUUGCGAUCAAUAUUCCCCUGGGAGUCAUUCCAACUGGUUCUGGAAAUGCUCUUUGUCUUUCUGCACUAUUUGCUACAGGGGAGCCAAAUGAUGUGAUUAGUGCCAUUUUUGGCAUUAUACGUGGAAAUCUUAUGGAUUUAGACAUCUGUUCUUUGAUAACACCAACGGAGAAGUUGUAUGCAUUCCUCUCUGUGACUUGGGGAUUAGUGUCUGAUGUGGACAUUGAAUCAGAGCGAUACAGAUUUCUAGGAGAGACAAGAUUUCUUAUUGGCACAAUAGCAAGAAUUAUUGGACUGCGCAUGUACCGGGGGCGCCUUUCAUAUUUGCCUGCCAAUGAUAUAAGCAAUGGAGAAGAUAAUUUAGCAUACAACUCUACCCCAAGGGAAGAAGUUAGCAGUAGUGCAGCAAAAUGUAGUGCAACAUCCUUUUCUCAGCACCAGGAACACUUUCAGGGGAAUCUAAAUGGUGUGUUCAGCAAAGGCAAUAGUGCAAAUUUUUCAAGCCUGGGGCCAUUAGAUCAUCUUCUUCCCCCCCUCAGCUCAGAACUGCCUCCAAGCUGGAAAGUUGUGGAAGGAGAGUUUAUCCUUGGGUGCCCUGUGUUUUUGAGUCACUUAGGCACAGACCUGAUGGCAAACCCUGAUGGAAAGUUUGGUGAUGGACUGAUGGGUAUCUUUUAUGUAAGAUCAACUACUGGCCGAAUGGCCUUGAUGGAUCUGUUUGGCAAAAUGAAGGAUGGAUCACAUGUUCUCAGUCAUCAUGUGACAUACAUAAGAGCCUAUGCUUUCCGUUUAGAGCCAGACAUGAGUCAGACAGGAAACUUAGUAGUUGAUGGCGAGAAAAUUGACUAUGUUCCAAUCCAAGGACAAAUUCAUAAGUCUCUUGCAAAAUUGAUGUGUGUGACACCACCACCUAAAAGUUAGGGAUUUUUUUUUUAAUUACAUCAGAAAUUAUCAAAUAAUUAUAUUUAAGCAUUUUGAGCUCAAUUGUUGAGAUAUAUCCAUAUCACAGAUAAAUAAAACUCUGGGUAAAUUUUAGUUAGGAACCAAUUUUAUAAUUUAAGUGAAAUGGAAAUGGCAUCUGGUUAUUUGUUAAGUUUUUCAUAUUUAAGAACUUUUAAUUUUCAAAAAGGCUGCUCACAAAUAAGGUGGAAGUAAUCACUAUUAUGUUAGCAUUUUUGUUACCAAAUGAAUAUAUUUUUUGAAAAACAUUUAACUUACUAUUUGUAAUGAAGCAAUCAUAACCUGUUAUUAUAAAUUCCCUUGAAACAGAUGCACAUUAAAAAUGCAUUUCCUUAUGUUGA